AUGGCAGCGUUCAGAGAGUGUAUAUAAGAAUAGCAAGACGUGCAAGGAGAAAAGCUUCAUUCUCUCUCUCUUUUUUGUUAAUUCAAUUGCCAUGGACGCAUUAGACUUGAGCAACUUGAAAGUAGAGAAAAUGAACAUCAUUAACAGCGUUGCGAAGACGCUUCGCAUUCUCGAACUCUGCAUCGCUCUCUUCUUUCUUUCGUGGUUCCUCACGCGCCUCCCUUUCGCCCUCCAAAUCUCCGCCGACUACCUCCGCAGUCCUCUCUUUGUCUUCGCCGUCUCCAAUGCCAUCAUCGCCGCCGUCCUCGCCCAGUCCCGCCGGUUCGACCAAUCCAAUUCUGCUUCUCCCGUGAUAGAGGCGGAGCACCACCAGAUCAGUGACACGUGUACGGACAAUGAUUCAGGCGCCGCAAUAGAUUCUAACUUUGGAAAAUUCUAUCGCCGGAGUCAGUCGGAGAAGUUGACGGAGAAGAGCGAGGAAAGGAAUGAUACGGCGAGGCGGGAACUCCGGCGGUCGGAGACGGAGAAAGCGCGGGAAAAAUCGUAUCCGCAGGAUAAGCUGAGCAACGAGGAGUUCAGGCGCACGAUAGAGGCGUUCAUUGCAAAUCAAAUGAGGUUGCUGCGAGAAGACUCCUUGGCCAUUUCGCUUUGUAAUUAAUAAUUAACAAGUCAAGUUAGUUAACAGAAACAAAAAAAUAACUAAUUAAGGAAACUGAGCUUUAAAAUAAAAAAAACUCAUCACCUUCUUAGGUUAUGAUGGUGAUUGAUUUCCUUUUAAUUAAGAUUUUUGGGUAAGGCGAAAUUAAGAUAUUGGUAUCACUAUUUGGUGUUAAUGCCCCCCCAACCUACCUCCCAACUGCAGUUUACUGUUCAUUUCUUCCUUCUCUUCCCUCCACAUUCUGUAACUUACUACUACUAUAUUAAAAUUAAAUUAAACAUCAAGAACCUCAUGUCAGUAGUCUUUAUU
Glycine soja is the source of this 967-nucleotide messenger RNA. RefSeq lists its product as uncharacterized. The transcript has a single exon. Lineage: Eukaryota; Viridiplantae; Streptophyta; Magnoliopsida; Fabales; Fabaceae. Bases 92 to 658 code for a protein of 188 amino acids. The record is from RefSeq and is a predicted model, not a curated record.